Cordyceps fumosorosea ARSEF 2679 is the source of this 444-nucleotide messenger RNA. Its product is annotated as ubiquionol cytochrome C reductase hinge protein. The coding region runs from base 1 to 444 and encodes 147 amino acids. The transcript has 4 exons. NCBI's taxonomy places the organism in Eukaryota, Fungi, Ascomycota, Sordariomycetes, Hypocreales, Cordycipitaceae. The record is from RefSeq and is a predicted model, not a curated record. Gene Ontology annotation, biological process: mitochondrial electron transport, ubiquinol to cytochrome c.
AUGGGUAUCUGGGACGCAUUUUCCGAUAUUGUCGAGGCCGUGACGCCCUGGAGCGUCGUCGAGGCCGAGGCUCCUGCCGCGGCUUCUCAGGAGGAGGAACCCGUCGAGGAGGCCAAGGAGGAGACCAACGAAGAGGGCAACGAGGAAGCCCAGGCCGAGGACGCCGAGAAGGAGGAGGAAGAGGGUGAAGAAGACGAGGAAGAGGAGGAGGAGGAAGAGGAAGAUGAGGAUGAGAUUGUCGACCCCAAGGACACCAUUGAAGAAGAGUGCAAGCAGUCCAAGCAGUGCUCCGGCCCCAAGCACCACUUCGACGACUGCGUCGAGCGCGUUCAGCAACAGGAGAGCGAAGGCGAGGCCAAGGAGGACUGCGUUGAGGAGUUCUUCCACCUCGCCCACUGCGCCACCGCCUGCGCCGCCCCCAAGCUGUGGUCGAAGCUGAAAUAA